CGAGAGAAAAAUGGGAAAGGGGCGUGGGCGCGGGAGCAGGUGAGGGGCUCCUUUAGAGCUUGGCUCUGGUACAGAAUUUAGGACUGGAACUGGAGUCCCGUGAAAGCGCGGGCUCCGACUGGACAAUAUUUGGCCAAGGCUCUUCGGGAACCCCCGAGCGUGACUCUGGGCACCCCUCCCCCGCGUCUAGAGCAGGGGAAAGCGGGGAGCCCCCGGCCCUCGGGGAUCUGGGCACGGACACCCCUAGCGCAAGAACUCGGCUGGGGCGCGCGCGCGCGCACACACACACACGUUGCACGCGUGUGUGAGGUGUGUGGAAGGGGCGUGCCGCCCAGGCCAGGGUACGCGCGCCGCCGGCUCAGGAGCUCCGCGCCGCUGCCCCGCUCCUCCCGGGACGGGACCCCCGCCCCCUCCCAGGCCCCGCUCGGGCCCUCUGCGCAGGCGCCCUGACGGGUCCGGAGGAAGCGGCUGAGGGGGCCGCGGGCACGGGCUCGGAGGCUGGAGCGGCGGCGGCGCGGGCCUCGCCCCGAAGACCUCUCACGGCGGAGGAGGCGACCACCCCCGGCAGGGGCGGGGCGGCGGCGGCGGGACCAUGAGGUGCACAUGAGGCGGCCGGCGGCAGCGGGACGGGCCGGGGGCCCGGAGGCGGAGGAGGAGGAGGAGGAGGAAGAAGAGGAGGCUGGGGCUCCCAGGGGCCCCGGGACGGCAGCGCCGCGGGUCCGUUGGAAGCGGCGCGAUGGGGGCGCCCGCCUGGUGCCUUUUCCCCGUCUAGCCUUUGUCUCCCGCACUGGACACCUCCCGAUGCACAGGACCCUUGGGUUUUACUUUUGCCUCCCCUCCGCUCGGACCCGGAGCCCGGGAACCGCUGGGAUUCUGGAAGAACUGCAAGAUAAACAUCCAUUCUUCAGGUGUAUUCUGUAUAACCGAAGUUCUGGCUAACAGGAUAAGCCAAGCCAGUCACCAUGAGUUGGAGCUUCCUUACUCGACUAUUAGAGGAGAUCCACAACCAUUCCACAUUUGUGGGGAAGAUUUGGCUCACCAUAUUGAUAGUCUUCCGGAUCGUACUCACUGCUGUAGGUGGGGAGUCCAUCUAUUAUGACGAGCAAAGCAAAUUUGUGUGCAACACAGAACAACCAGGCUGUGAGAACGUCUGCUACGAUGCCUUUGCCCCUCUGUCCCAUGUCCGGUUUUGGGUGUUCCAGAUCAUCCUUGUGGCCACCCCCUCGGUGAUGUAUCUGGGUUAUGCCAUUCAUAAGAUUGCCAAGAUGGAGCAUGGAGAGGCUGACAAGAAGACGGCGCGGAGCAAGCCCUACACCAUGCGCUGGAAGCAGCAUCGCGGCCUGGAAGAAACUGAGGAGGACCAUGAGGAAGACCCCAUGAUGUACCCGGAGAUGGAAUUGGAAAGUGAAAAAGAGAAUAAGGAGCAGAGUCAGCCUAAACCUAAGCACGAUGGCCGGCGGCGGAUUCGGGAAGAUGGGCUCAUGAAAAUCUACGUGCUGCAGUUGUUAGCAAGGACUUUGUUUGAAGUGGGCUUCCUGGUAGGCCAAUAUCUUCUGUAUGGCUUCCAGGUCCGCCCAUUUUAUGUGUGCAGCAGAGUCCCCUGCCCUCAUAAAAUAGACUGCUUCAUUUCUAGGCCCACUGAAAAGACCAUCUUCUUGCUGAUAAUGUAUGGUGUGACAGGCCUCUGUCUGAUCCUCAACAUUUGGGAAAUGCUCCACUUGGGGUUUGGGACUAUCCGGGACUCACUAAAUAGCAAAAGGAGAGAACUGGAAGAUUCAGGUGCUUAUAAUUAUCCUUUCACUUGGAAUACUCCAUCUGCUCCACCUGGCUAUAAUAUUGUGGUCAAACCAGAUCAGAUCCAGUAUACUGAACUGUCCAAUGCUAAGAUCGCCUACAAGCAGAACAAGGCCAACAUUGCUCAGGAGCAGCAGUACGGGAGCAACGAGGAGAACCUCCCUGCAGACCUCGAGAUGCUGCAGCGAGAAAUCAAGGUGGCCCAGGAGCGCCUGGAUCUGGCCAUCCAGGCCUACAACCACCAAAACAACCGCCAUGGCCCCCGGGAAAAAAAGUCCAAAGCUGGGUCUAAAGCUGGCUCCAACAAAAGCAGUGCCAGUAGCAAAUCUGGGGAUGGGAAGAACUCUGUCUGGAUUUAAUCUUGGCUGGGCUCAUAACUUGUGCUUCUCCUCGUUUAUGGUAAGCAGCAAGCGGCUCACUGAAUAAUGACUUCCAUUGAGUAAACAUUUGGCUCUGGUUAUCUUCAGGGAUGUUUAGUGUUGGCCGGUGAUCCGAGCUCAGGGGGACUUGGGGCCGGGAGGGGGGGACUGGGGAGUGGGAGAGAAGAGAAACAAAGCGUUCUCGGGCACAUGUUCUCAGCAAUAACACGGUUGCAGAACUUUACCCUUGUGUCUUCCAGAUCUGGAAAAGAACAGAUAUAUUUAAAUCAUUCUUGUUGAACAGUUUUUUAUGUACAGUAUUAUGGUACAUUUUUAGUAUGCUAAUUUUCUUUUGUAUUUGUACAUUUGACCUCUGCAGUUAUACUUUUAUAUUAAAGAAAAAAAAGCUGUAAUAGAUAACGCCUAGCAUUUGGCUAGUGUUAUUAUACUUUGGUCAGAAGACUUUUGCCAUGUGCUUAAAGUUAUAAUAGAUGCAAUUCUUAAUAAAAGUGCCUCAUGCUGUAGGAAAGGCUUCAGUUAUAGAGAAAGGCCAAGAAGGAACCCUGAGUUUGCAAAUUUGAAAAGAAAACCUUGCAGCCUUGUGGGCCAAGUUCCUUUACUCUUCCCUAAGAGAGACAUACAUACCCAUCUUGGUCUUGCCCAGAUAAUUCAAAACUGUCUCUUGAAUAGGUAGGCCCCAUUUGAAACAAAUACAAUAGACAAAAAGCCCGAGUUACAAAAAAAUAAAAUAAAGCAGUAGGGAUGGAGAGUGCAGCACUCUAUGAAAAGAUUUGACAGCUAGUGAACUUGGUUAACGCGCUAGAAUGUAAUCCAAUUUCUUUUUUAAAUCACCUAUCUCUUUUUUUCCCCACAUCUGUUGCACAAAGGGAAGCAUGUCUAUAUCUGGGUAGCCUGACUUUCCUGGGAGUGUCCACUCUGACAAAAUGAGUGGACACUCCAGGAAAGUCAGGGGCUGACACACCUGAAAUAGGGGCUAUGGAUGCAGGGAGAUGAAACCUGGAUUGCCUUAAGUCUCCCUCCUGUAAUCUGACUGGUCUUUCACGAAGCCUGUAAUAAACAGUUCUCUGUUUUAUAUAUUAGCAGGAAGCAUACAAACAAUCCUGCUUGUAUGAAUAAUAGUUAAAAGCUCCUCCGGCUCAAAAGACCAGAGAACCUGGAUCCAGAUCUUAUGGAUUCUAACUGGCCACGGAAUCCUGGCUGGCUAGGGAAAAUGAUAGGCCAGAAUGGCUUCAGUUCUCUCCAGAAAACCAAUCCCGUAUGGCAUUCUGGAUGUUUUGGCAAAUAAUUGGCAUUUGUAAAUGCAAAAGGAAAGAUUUUUCUGUGUUUGCAGCCUGUGGUACUCUUGUUUUUUUGGCAAGAAGAGCUGUCCUGAUAAUUUAUGUACAUUUUUAGCCUUUUUGGGGGGAGAAGUGAUCUGGCUCAAGUCAAAAUGUUUGUCCUUCUGGUAUUUUCAUAUUGUUUGUCCAAGGGGAUGGAACCUUUUCUUUUUAAAUUGCCUGGUCGUGAAAGGAAAACAAAGGGAAUUUUUCUCUAGUAGAUCUUUCCAAAGAGAUGUCUAUUUGGACCUCUCCUAGAGACCUAACUGUAGGCCAUGAGUUCUUCAAAGCUCAGUUUCUUUAUAUGUAAUUCCUAAAAUCUGCCAGCUGCCUUUCAUCCAGUGAAAUCCUAGAAGCAAGCCGUCCUCCCCCCCUUUUUAUGGGUUUUUGUCUCUCUCCAUUGGAGAGAGAACUCCAUUGGAGUUCAAAACAUAACAUAACAUGUGAAUUACCUUCUAGCCAUUCAUGUUCACUUUUAUGGUGCAUUUUUUUUCUGCUUAGCAAAAAAAAAAAAAAAAAAAAAAAAAAGAGUGACCUUUGGGUCCCCCAGGCAUUUUAUACUAAAAAUAAAUCCAAGAAGGACAAAAAGAGAAUAUUCAGGAAAUGUAAUCCAUAGAUACAUUGCAGAUAAAUAACAUAAACACACUGUUUCCUUAGAAGCAAAAGCUUAAGAAGGAAAUGUAUCAUCAUUUACUUUAGGGAAAUAUGCAAGAUUUGAGCUUCAGUAAGCCUAGCCAGGGAAGGAUUGCCUCUAAUUAAUUCAUCUGUCCCUAAGCUUGAGGCAUGGUAGAGCUCCAAGUAGCUCUCUUUCUUGAAGAAAGAGGAAUUUUGGGAAAAGCCUAGAGAAGAGCAGAAUGGCUUAGCCAGGGGAAAAUAACAGUCAGGGCUUCAUUGUCAAGAACCCAUCAAAGACAUUUAAAGCCUCAAGUGCUCAUUAUGCACUUCUCCUGCCCCUGGUUCUUCUCUGUUUUUGUGAGAACUAUUCUCUCUUUUCAAUUUUCUCAUUGAUGACUUUAUGGGUGACUCGAGCAUUUUAGAUGGAAACAGCAGUUCUUUAAAACAACCCCCCACCAUCUUCUUACUAUCUCUUCCCUCCACCUCUGUGGAUGACAUGAAUUUCCUGAUGGUUGGUAUUUCUUUUCUCAGUAAGCUUUCUUUCAGCCUUUGCUUGUGUGAAGUGUUCAAACCAUUCCAACAAUUCAAUAUUUUUAAGAGCCUACCUGUAUGUCCUGGGCAGAGUCCCAGCUGUCUCAUAUUUAUAACAAGAUCUCAAGACUCAUGUCUGGCUAAAUUCACUAAACGUUGCACCACCAAACAGUAUUUCCUCCCACCAAAAAAAUAGAAUUAAGGCACUUCUUGCUCAGUUUAUUUAUUUACUUUAACAUGGAGCCUGGUUGCAGUUUUUUCUUAGCUUGUUAAGGAUUCCAGACUUGCCUCUGCUGCUCAGACAGGCCAUUCUGAUUGGUUUUUCAUAUUGCUGGAGAACUUCAGAAUUUGAUCUUUUACAAAACCUGCUCCAUCCUUCGUGGAAUGCUUCCCUAAUAGAAGGACUAGUGGAGGACUUGGGUCUUUGAAGCAUGGUUGCAUUUAUUCGAGUGCAGUGUUCGUCUUGUCUGGACAACAUCAUAAAUGUAACAUUUGGAAGAGACUCAUCAGAGAAACAUUUAAGAAGCCUUUUUUUUUGGGGGGGGGGUGAGUCUUGGAAGAAAAAAAGGCUAAUGAAAAAAAUCAGACACUUCCCACAAAUUAAAUGCUAAUGCUCUUUAUUUGCUUUUAUUUGAUUGCCUUGUAGUUUUACCUGGUUAUGUAGUCUUUGUUCAAUCAGAAACCAUAAGAUCUUGGAAGCCACUUUUUCCUUGGUUGUGGAAUUAUACUCAGUGAGGAGAUGCUCUACCUUUUUUCUAACAGAAGAAUUGGAAAAAUAGAUAAGUGAUUACAUUUUUCCCAAAAGCUUUGGAUGUGUUGAGUAAACUGUUUUUGUAUGUUUUUGGAUGCCUCCACCAUCUUCAUCAGUUCCCCCUCUAUUUGUUUGAAGGAGGGAGGUAAGAAUGUGUGUGAUUUGUUAAUGAAACCCCAGCCUGGGACUUGUGACUCCCAUUUCAAACCUCCAUUCCUCACUUUCUCCAUGUUGUAACUCGGGCAAGUCAUCUUGUUUUUUCAAGCUUCAGGAACAUUCUGUGUAAAUGGGCAAAGGAGCCGCUCUCGCCUACCUCACAGGGAUGUUGUGAGGGCUGGUCUCAGCGGAGCUCCUGGAGAACUUUCAGUGAUCCCCAGACCAAGUAUUGUCAUUAUUUUGUCAUCUGAGUCUGGGAUUUGAACUAUAAGACACACGCAGUUGAAAAAAUUGGUGAAUGUUAACCAAAUGUUCCUCUAGUACCACAGGUGAUAGGACCCAACAGCUCUUUCAAAAAACUGGGGAACCUUAUUAACCCAAGCAGUGUUUUCUGAGAAAGAGUUUUACUUAAGCAGCAGCAUUCUACCUGAGAGCACCCUCCAGGUGCUAAAAUUUGGGCCCUUUGUGUUCUCUGCAUCCCAUUUUGAUGCCAUCCCUUUCUAAGGACUUUAGUAAGCUGCAAUGGAUAAGUAGAUGGGGAUAGGGAGGAGUGGGAGAGUACUGGCAGUUAACAUUCAAUAAAAAGCCAAGUAUUGGAGACUUCCUCUUCCCUUUUGCAAGGACUUGUGAUAAGAUGUUUACCUAAUAAUUUUCCCAGUGACAGAAGAAAUUACCUGAGGGUAAUGAUUCAGGGCUCUUGGCAGCUGUGAGUGAUGAAUAUGAGGUAUUAGAGACACAGGAAUUUUUUCUCCACUUGUUCAAUAUCCCAUAUAUGGUUUGUGGUUAUAUUGAAGCUUGGUUAAAAUGACCCAUGACCUUUUUGCUUUCAGGAAGUGGACCUUAUAUGUUGAUGGAAUCCUGACUCCUGUGGGAUAUGAGCUGAAUUUGGCAGGGUCUUUUAGUUUACCCUUUUUUAAUCAUGUAAUCCCAUGAGAAAAUUCUUCCCCUUCAAAAAAAAAAAAAAAUAGAGCCCUGAUAGAGAGUUGUAAUGGAAACUGUACAGUGCUGAAAGUUUGUCAAUCCCAGUUCAUUCAUGUCAGUAAUCUCUUAAUUUUCUGGUCCUAUUAAUUUUUGAAAUCAUCAAGCUGAGUGUGCUUCUCAUUCAUUCUGUCUACACAUCAUGGAGACCUUCAAAUGUUGUAAUUUGCUGCUGCCCAGACAUAACUCUUUCUCUUUUGUUAUGUUAAAUGGGUUUCAUUCAUGCACAUUCCAUGUUCAAAGGUAAUACUCACUCCUUGAAGGAGUGUUACAGAAUUUAAACAACCAAAGAAUGUUGUUUCCAUUCCAAAAUCUGCAGAAAUAAAAAUAGGAGUUAUAUUUUUCCCAGGAUGAGGCUGCUUGUUUUGGUUGAGUAAGGGCCAUGGGCUAUGUCUGCUUAUGUGCUUCCUAGAAGAUUGGAAAUCUUUUCCCCUAUUGUGCUCAAUCCUGUUUUCUGUAACCAGCCUUUCAUGGAAGUCUCUACCUCAGGCACUAAUUAUUUAUAGUUGUACUUAGCAAAUGAAUAUUGAACCAAAUUAGCUGGGAUUUCCAACUUCCUAGGGCAAUUCAAACAGAAAACCCAAUUAAGUUAACCAGUGACCUAAUGUUAUUUAGUGUACGAAAAUUGGAAAGUGCAUGAAUAACCAGGGUAUCUAUCCAUUCCAGUACCAAAGAUCACACAUUUCUGAUUUUAUUCUCUCUGUGGUUAAUGUAAAGCUUUAUGGCAGAGAUAAGCCCUGUGUCCAGGGAUUCGUCUCCAGUAAGGUUUUGUUUUUGAAAGAAUGUUUUGUCAGUUCCAAAUACAGUUUAGAAGAUUCA
Molecule: messenger RNA, 7340 nt
Organism: Sarcophilus harrisii (Tasmanian devil)
Lineage: Eukaryota; Metazoa; Chordata; Mammalia; Dasyuromorphia; Dasyuridae
Gene: GJC1
Product: gap junction protein gamma 1
Exons: 4
Coding region: 963-2153 (396 amino acids)
Biological process (GO): cell communication
Cellular component (GO): connexin complex
Source: RefSeq, a predicted model, not a curated record